ACCACAGAAAUUUUAUUAUUGGCUUGAGUGUUGGGAUUCCUGCCUUCCUAUUAUUAUGUGUAUGCAUCACUGUGACAAUCUGCUGCUUCACCACAAAAAAGAAACGUGAGAAAGAAAAGGAGCCCCAAAUACCUUUACAUGAUGUGAAAGUCUAUAGAAAAAAAAGGUCAGUUUAAAAUGCAAGAUUGAAUUGAGAUAAAUAAAUAUAGCUUAUCAGUGUUGUGCUCAGAAUAUUUAUCAAAAUUUGAAUUAAAUAUGGUUGAUGGAAGGAGGUCUAAAAAGCAAGUGGCACACCAAUAAUGGAAAGUGUAAGAGUGGUAUUUUGGAAAUAGAUUCUUAGAACAUUGUGUCAAACUCUAUUUUGUUUGAAAUUUUUAUCCAAAAUGUGUUUUUCUUAGGAUUUUGUUCAUUUGUUUGUAUGGAGAAUAAGUUUGGGCUAGCCAUUGUCCAAGCCAUUAACAUGAAACAGAAUUAUUGUAAACUCUAAAAUCUAAGUAAAUAUAGAUAUCCAGUAACAAGACCAAAAAAAAGAAAAGGAAAAAAAAAAAAAAUCUACACUUAGUGACUAGUUAAAGUUAAUUAAAAUUGUUAUUUUAUUUUGAGACAAAAAGUGUAAAAAGUUUAUUUUUAGUCUUUGAGCUAAUUAAUAUGUAGAACCAGUUAGCUUUGAAUAUAGAAUUAUUUACUAAAAGAAGGCGUGAGGAUAGACGGUUGAAAGAUCUGAGGGGGUGUAUGUAUUGGGGUUAGGAGUAACUGAACAGAUUAGACAAGUGUUUUUAAAAUAUCUGCCGAUCAUUGAAGAUAACUUAUUUUGAAAUAAGUUGUCUAGGAAAACACCAGAUUUGUUAAAAAGUCUGAGCCAUGAGUAUAGUAUACAUUUUGAGCAAGAGUUGGACGUAGUGUAUAUAAAAAAAAUUGGAUUUUCGCAACAUGGCAUUGAGUUUUUUCCAUCAAAUUGUUUCCUGAAUAACACAACAAGAACACAGCACACCUGCAACUAAAACUAACAUGUCAAAUAAACCAAAUUUGACACUGAGCAAAUAUAAAUUACUUAUUUGACGUUCAAAAAAUUUGAUUAACAUAGAUUUAAAACUUCCAAACAUCUAAAAGUUCUUGAGAGUAUGAAAUUACCUUUUUUUAUAUUUUUGUUUCAGUAAAUUGAAAAAUUAUAAAGCAUCCUCACCUAAUGGCUCAAAGAGACCUUCAAAUAAAAAACAAAACAAGCCCAGAUUCAUUCCUGACAAGGAAAGCCUUUGGGUCACAAGUAAGAUUUUUUUAUGUACUUACUUUUAGGUCAACGUUAGCACCUUUUUAAAUGCCACAUGUGUGCCAAAAAAUAUCUUUUACCAACGGCUAAACAUACAUUAAUGAGAAAAGCCUCCAUGCAUUCUUCUUUUAAUCAAUAUUAAAAUUUGUCUUCUUACAUGGAUGUUUAAUGCAUAUUUAUGUUGCGCUACCUCAUUCUAAAAAAAAAAAAAUUAUGUUUUUAUGAAUCAAAAUUGGCCAAUUUAUAUUAAAGUAUAUAUAUUUAUAUCAAUAAAAUUUAUCUAUUUAUAUUAAUCAAAGUAGGUCUAUUUAUAUGAGACAAGGGACAUGCAUGGUACCUGCGGGAAUAAAAAUAGCAUGUACAGGGCAGCCAACUGUGACACUUCACUGUUGGAAGUAAAGGCAGAGACAGGGUAGGGAUCAUGAUUACAAGUUGCCCUUGAUGGAUAUGAGGCAAGAGGCGAAGGUGGAAACCUCUAGCCGAUAAUUCUAUUUACCCAGCCCUGAGAAAGUUGCUCCUAGGCAACAGUUUUGUCCCAGCUACUUUGCAAACUAGUUGCGAGGUAAAAACCCACUGUAGAAACCCUCUUCCCCGGGAUGGGUGGGGGAAGAUAGUAGGACAUAAAUUUACGAUCCCGGCUCAUAGGAAGGUUGAUCGUGUGUACUGUAUGUACAGUGUUGGACCGACCGGGUGUCCUUGGAUUGGGGCGGGUCCCAGUGGAACCCGAUCGAGCAGAAUUGGGUGGGGGCUGUCCUGGUAAAGGGACAUCUCCAGCAGCGUGUGCUUUGCGGCCCGAUACUUAGGCUUAAAGGGGUGGGGGGGGGUAAUACUUUAGAGAGGGCAUAAAGAGCACUAGCCCACUGAUGGCAUUUCUUUAUGUGCUUUAUACACGAGCAGAAUUGGGUGGGGGCUGUCCUGGUAAAGGGACAUCUCCAGCAGCGUGUGCUUUGCGGCCCGAUACUUAGGCUUAAAGGGGUGGGGGGGGGGUAAUACUUUAGAGAGGGCAUAAAGAGCACUAGCCCACUGAUGGCAUUUCUUUAUGUGCUUUAUACACACACACACACACACACAUAUAUAUAUAUAUAUAUAUAUAUAUAUAUGAAUCAAGGUAGGCCUCAUUGUUAGUAUUAAAUAUUGUUUAUAACAUAAUUGAUCUAAGUUGUAUGUGUAUAUGUCAAAAUAUAGAACACAUCUCUAUCAUACCUGGUAGAUUUUUAUUUUUCACCCUGCCAUAAUAUAUUUCAUGAAUUCAAAUACUUAGGAAUUACUGUAACUUCAAACAGCAGCUACUAAAAAAAAUUAAGUAAUAUUGCUUAGCACACCAAAUUAAGAGAAUUUAUUUUCAUAACUCAUUAAUAAUCUGCUCCCUGGUUAUUGUAAUAAAAUGCUAAUACAGUGCUAUUUAAGCCUCUUUGGAAAGUAAACAAAGAAAAAACUUAAGGCAGAUUUUUUCUACAAUAAUUUCUCAAUGCUUGAUAAUCCAAUACUAUUACUAGCUUAUAAUCAUUAUGCCUUUAAAACAUCUUGAACUAAUUAUUCAGUUUUAUUUCCUUUCAAGAAUAUAUUUUAUAUACUGAACUAUGUAAUUUCCACAGAUGGUGACAUGCAACACUAUUCAACAAGAACAAAUAGACCAGAUCCUCAAUGGCGAAAUAACCCUCAAACACAUAAUAGAUAUCAAGGUAUGAAAUAAUAAUAUUGCUAUGUAAUUUUUAAAAAAAAAUUAUUUAGGUUUAAUUUAAUUGUCUAAAGUUAUCUUUUUGCACUGUGUUACUCUUAAAACAGGGUCAUGUUUUUUUUUUGCUGCAGAUAUUCAAUAAAUUUUUUUUUUCAGACACUGAAUAUCAGAAACCUAUGCCAGGGAGAUACUAUAACGAGCCAUAUCCAGAUUACAUGUAGGGGGCUACAACCUGGAAACAGACAUUGUAAACAAUAAAGGUCACACAGUGGCCAAUACAUCAACUAACUUAAACCUUAACGAGCUACUUCUCUGUAGUUACAUGCACUGAACAUUCACAUCUAUACAUAUAAAUAAAUAUAUAUAUUUAUUUAUUUAUUAAUAUUAACUUAUGUACAGAGAGAGAGAGAGCAAGUAGGUUUUUUUUAAUGUAAAUUUAUUUCAAGCUAUUUCCAAGGAUGUCAGUUUGAAAAGUGUUGCAUUCAUUUGAAGAAAAAAUCACUUUCUAAAUAAAAUAAAAAUCAUUAUUCCCUUUCUCAUAACCCACAAUAUCUUUAGAAUAUAAUGGUAUUUUUUGACCUCCUCAACUAUACACAUGAGUUAAUCCAAAUUGGAAAUCAUGUAUCUUGCUAUCUUUUCUGCUGGGUUGCAUGAAACAAUCAAUAUGUGUUGAAAUGCAAUUUAUUUUGAAAAAAACAUGUGAUUUCAAACCUGACAUUGUUCAUUAUUUUAAGAUAUUUGACUACAAAGAUUGAGUUAUAUUUCAAAAUCUGUUAGAUCUUACCUGUUUGAAAAUGUUUUUAAUUUUUGUUAUAUAUUAUUAUCUGAAUAAAGACAGUGUCUCAAGU
Molecule: messenger RNA, 3793 nt
Organism: Lymnaea stagnalis (great pond snail)
Lineage: Eukaryota; Metazoa; Mollusca; Gastropoda; Lymnaeidae
Source: the annotation of a GenBank genome assembly